This is a messenger RNA of Mycena citricolor, 3009 nucleotides long. Lineage: Eukaryota; Fungi; Basidiomycota; Agaricomycetes; Agaricales; Mycenaceae. The record is from the annotation of a GenBank genome assembly.
CUAUUCAAUCAACCAGAUUAAAGCUAUGUUGAUAGCAUCAUGGCUCUAAGCAUAUAGUUGUCGCGGGCACUGUUGAUAGUACAGCCCUCUGGCGCGCAUCUUCAACGUGGUUGCUUGCCAUGAUAAUGACCACCGCUCGGAUCUGCUAGCUCGUGAGCGAGGACAUCGAGGCGCGGGGUGGCUCAGGUUAUAACUCUGGUGCUCAAGCUGAAUCAUCUCGGAGGCAUUCACAUCGAUCAGAGAUGACUCCAGGGCAUCGUUUCAAGUGCUGGUCGACCUUCUACAUCAAGAACGUCGAGCGCACCAGGAAACAAAGCGCGAACUCACCCUCAUGAAAGAACGGCUACGCGACAGAUGACUUCGACAAACGAAGCCGAGAACAAAGUUGCGACGGGUACUAACCCGCCUUCGAUCAGUCAACGAAGAGCGAGUCUCUGCCGUACGUGAAAACGUCACGGCUGAAUGAGUCAUUGGCUCUGUACAGAUUUCAAUUGGAAAAAGCGCAAAACGAGAUACACCGAGCACAGACAGUCUUCGAGCUUGUUGAAAAGGACAGAUACAAUGCUGAGGUGGCGGGAGUCAAAUCACGAACACUCGCACGUCAGCUGCACGAACAACAGAAGAUGUAUAAAGCUCUGGAGGAAGGCCGCCGCCAGGGAGCCCAGCAAGGCUUUGAGGCCGGACAAAGAGGCUACACUGCUGAGUCUGAAGGAAACAUUCCUGCUGAAGCCUCCGCAUCGGGCCCUUCAGAUGUGAUGGCGGAGCCAGAGCCGGCUUUUGAACGGCCAAAUCUCCAGUUGAAUCCAUAUUGACGCUUUCUGAAAGAUCUACUUCAGUUUAUGCGCCGUCAGCCGUUCAGCAGCCCAUCCCAGUCCUAUCACCCAUCGCCGAAUUUGUCACUCCGCCGGCAUCCGCACCAACGGGAAUCGAGGAGGGAGCGAGUCCAGCGCCUGUUUACGUUCCGUUCCAUGAUAUUCGGCCGAUACCGAUCCAUAACUCGAUGCCUCACCCCCACGAGCAAGUGAAUCGCAUGCCGAUCGGGGUCAUUCCUGUCUCGGAUCCUGCGGGAGUCAUCCACAUACCCCCGGCCCAUGAGGUCGAUCCCAUCGCCGAGGAACGUCACUGAGGCAAUCUGGAGUGGUUGUUGAGCCAACAAUUUCCCCGUCUGCGUUUGCGAGGGCUUUGUCCCCGGGGCCGCGGCGGCCACUCUCAGUGGCUGGGUCGGCCCAAUCGGGGCAGCACCGCACUCCCGCAAUGCAUAGUGAGAGCAUCUAUCGUGCAAAUCGCAGUUCCAUGUCCUCCGGUCCUGUGCAUAUCAGCGUUCAGUCGCCAUCUACGGCCGAGUCUUCCGCUGGUGCCUGGAACCCCACAGCUGGGAGCAGGCUCUUUGACGACUCGGUCGAUACCAGAGUUGGCUUGGCGCUCACUAAUCCUUCUCCAUUCCCUCUCCAAGACUUUCAGAAGGAAAGCUUCGCACGCUCAAGUCUGAGUCACGAGAAUGACGAGAUGCCCAUUCCUGUCCCUUAUCCGACAGCUAGUCGUGUGGGCUCAGAGACGCCCCAAUCGCGCUCCAGCACUCCGUUUACUUUGACCACCCCUGUCCUGUAAGAUUAGAUACGAUCUGGAUUACAUAAGUAUUGAGCUGUCAUUCUUGAAUGCUGUGCUGGAUAUUGUGAUCCCAAACAAACUCAACUCCUUGUCAAUCCUCCAUGUCCAAAGUCUCGUUCACUGUUCGCAGACCAUCCCCUGUAUCGCGUGGCGCAUCUUCCGGUCCAGAUUCGGACUCAGGAUUCAAAAUUCCCGCUUUGCCGAGGCAUUUGGCUCAAGAUUCCACCCCCGGGAGCCCCCUCAGUCGCAGUCACACGUCUUCUCCCGCCACCCGAUAUGACGAUGAUUCAAGUGACGACGACGAAGAACAGGACGAACUGGUGACAAGCUUUGAUGCAAUGGGUGCUCAGCGGUUGCGUCCGCCGAAAAAGACACCACAAGGCCCAUUGAUCAUUCCCGCCCAAAAAAACAAGGACUGGAGGGAACUUGCGAAGAAGAGACGCGGUGCCAAUCAGUUUGUUCCUGAAUCGGGCAAGGCUGCUACAGGACAAGACGGCAGCGUUGGUGGACUCGGGACACGAGAUAGCAUCAAUUCUGGGCCAGUGCUCUCUGGUCUCCAAGUCAGAUCGAAGAAGGUCGUAGAAGAAUCGUCAGAGGAUGUCGCGAUGUCUGCAGAAGGCGAGGUGGAUAUGGUUGAUGUUCAAGAGGAGCCUCAGACGGAAGAACAGUUGGCACUCCGCGCUAUCUUGGCCGAAGCAUCGGGGAGCAGCAAGGCAACUACUCCAUAGGCGUCAUCCCUCCUUCUAUUUCGGAAGAAGACGCUUUGAAGCGGGACAUUGACGAGCUGCCGGACGUUGCGACAUUAGACGACUAUAACCGGGUUCCGGUCGAGCAGUUCGGGCUCGCGCUGUUAAGAGGCAUGGGCUGGAAAGAGGGAACCGCAGCCUCGAGGAAGCCAGGGAAAGGCAUGGUGCAGCCCUAUCUUCCUGAAGCGAGGCCAGCCUUGUUGGGCAUUGGAGCCAAGGAGCAAGAGGUUUUCGAUGACGGAUCCGGCAAGAAGGCCAGCAAGCGCCCGGAGAAACGAUAUGUCCCAGUCGUCAGAAGAGAGACUGAUUCACGAGAAGGGUCUUCCAGUCGGGAUGUCUCUCGACGCAGUUCAAGGUCUCCCAGUCGCCGAAGGAAUUACGAUGAUCGCAGAAGCGAUGACAAGUAUCGAGAUGGCAGACGUGCCGAUGGGCGCAGAGACUCGACGCGGCGAGAUUAUGACGGAGACAGGCGCAAUGAUAGAGAUGACCGUCGACGAGAUUAUGAAGCAGAUUCUCGUCGGAAAAGGAGGGACUAGCUCGUACAUUCACCACAUAUUUCAUUCGCGGUACCGACUGUCUUGUGCUGUGCUAUUCUGGAGACUCCAAAAGUACAAAUCCGCGUGUCAUUUUCUCCAUUUAUAAAUGUGACAGUCGG